Hemiscyllium ocellatum (epaulette shark) is the source of this 900-nucleotide messenger RNA. Its product is annotated as homeobox protein DBX2-like. Gene Ontology annotation, biological process: regulation of transcription by RNA polymerase II. Gene Ontology annotation, molecular function: DNA binding; DNA-binding transcription factor activity, RNA polymerase II-specific. The coding region runs from base 1 to 900 and encodes 299 amino acids. The record is from RefSeq and is a predicted model, not a curated record. The transcript has 4 exons. Lineage: Eukaryota; Metazoa; Chordata; Chondrichthyes; Orectolobiformes; Hemiscylliidae.
AUGUUCCCCAGUCUGAUCCCAACACCGUCAGUGUCCUGGGAAGAACCGGCCUCACUCCCUUUUCUGAACUCACCACAGCUGCCCGCGUUCCACAACUUGGGCAGAAGUUUCCUCAUUGACAAUUUGCUCCGGGUGAAUGGCCCGAGCGCUGGAAACCCUUUCCCAGUGAAAGUGCCCCAAACUGCGGAACAAAUCAGUCCCUCGGGAGGUCCCCGUUCAACAAGACCCUCCUUUCAGCAGCUCGUUAACCCCUCGCCUGCGCCAGCCACCUCCAGCACUCAAACUGCCUCCUACCCUGAAAUAGCUUUAUCCAAAUGUUUCCUGCCGACUUUCCCCCAGGUCUUCCUGGCUUGCUGUGGUGGGUCCUGUCAGCAGUCGAUCUCCCCCACUGCUUUUCCGAUUAGCAGCUCUUUCAGGAGCUGUGACUUUCCACUUUGGCCCCAGGUUAGUCACAGCAAAGUGCGAAGAGGAAUCCUACGCAGAGUGGUGUUUUCUGAGGAACAAAGGAAAGCAUUGGAGAAAACCUUUCAGAAACAGAAGUACAUCAGUAAAACGGACAGGAAGAAACUGGCCACCCACCUUGGGCUGAAAGAUUCACAGGUAAAAAUAUGGUUCCAGAAUCGCAGAAUGAAAUGGAGAAAUACCAAGGAGAGAGAGCUGCUUACACAAGGAUGUCUGUUUGAGCAAACAUUACAAGAGAAAUCAGUUUCAACUUCUGACAACGCCUUUCCAAACGUUCCUGACAGAAAAGCAGCACACGUAGGACAGGCUUCGAUGUGCAAAUAUGUCGCCAUUUCAACAACUUCUCAGGAUGGUCAGGCUGCUGAGGGCAGAGUGGCAGAUCUGAAAAGAGAGGUAGCUCUGCAUUCUGACUCUGUGCAGCACAAAAAGGACACUUGA